AUGGGAAAAGUACAACCAGGAAAUGCAGAUGCAGCUUCCAAGCAGCCCCCGCCAAAGCCGCAAAACAACUUCACGAAGUGGAUAACACGUAUAGCUGCAUUGCUGCUCCUUGCUGCAACAUUCACCUGGCUCGAUGGUAUCAAGGACCGGUGGUACAUCCUAGAACCCAAGUUCCUGCAUGAGCUUGCGCAAGAAGCCAUCUCCAUCUCACCCAAUGACCCCCAAGGCAUGAUCACCCACAUCCUCACCAACCUCACCUCUACAUACCCGCAAAUCGACUCCCCUGCCCUCUCCCUUAACGUGAACGCCUCCGAGUGGGUGUUCAACAACGCUGGAGGCGCAAUGGGCGCAAUGUACAUCAUACACGCGUCCAUCACCGAGUACCUCAUUAUUUUCGGUACCCCUCUAGGCACGGAAGGACACACGGGGUUGCACACCGCAGAUGACUACUUUCAUAUCUUAGUCGGUGAGCAGUGGGCAUUCAGACCAGGCGCAUUGGAGAUGGAGAAGUAUGGCCCUGGGGACGUGCACUUCCUCCCGAGGGGUACGGCGAAGCAAUAUAAGAUGCAUGAGGGAUGCUUUGCGCUUGAGUAUGCUCGGGGCUGGAUCCCGUUGAUGAUGCCCUUUGGUCUUGCGGAUACAUUCACAUCUACACUAGAUCUUCCGACGUUAUACCACACCGUUCGCAUCACGGGUCGGGAAAUGAUUAAGAACUUGCUUGUUGGCAAGAUAUGA
Suillus bovinus is the source of this 735-nucleotide messenger RNA. RefSeq names its product ERG2/sigma1 receptor-like protein. The coding region runs from base 1 to 735 and encodes 244 amino acids. Gene Ontology annotation, biological process: ergosterol biosynthetic process. Lineage: Eukaryota; Fungi; Basidiomycota; Agaricomycetes; Boletales; Suillaceae. The record is from RefSeq and is a predicted model, not a curated record. Gene Ontology annotation, cellular component: endoplasmic reticulum. The transcript is spliced from 3 exons.